Molecule: messenger RNA, 817 nt
Organism: Aphis gossypii (cotton aphid)
Lineage: Eukaryota; Metazoa; Arthropoda; Insecta; Hemiptera; Aphididae
Product: putative nuclease HARBI1
Exons: 2
Coding region: 197-610 (137 amino acids)
Source: RefSeq, a predicted model, not a curated record
UAGUAGUAUGUAUAAUCAAUGGCAUUACUAAUAGUAAAAUUAAUUAGUAUACAUUUUACUGUAUGUAUGUAAGUUCUUGUAUUAUGAUACUAUGAUAGUAUAAAAGAAGAAACUAAUACACAAGGGUAUUGUUCAUCUAAAAUGUUAUUGUAGGUGGCCAGGUUCUGUUCAUGACAGUACAAUUUUUGAUAAUAGUAUGUGUAGGGCUCAGUUUGAAAAUGGAGAAUAUGGGAAUAGUUUUUUACUCGGAGAUGGGGGCUAUCCAUGUCGUGAUUACAUGAUGACUCCUCUUCUUCGUCCUGUUACUGAAGCAGAGAAGAGAUAUCAAAAAGCUCAUAUUGCUACAAGAAACGUUGUAGAAAGACUAUUUGGUGUGUGGAAAAGGAGAUUUCCGGUGAUAGCUGUAGGAAUACGCACACAGCUUAACACAACUAUGACGACCAUUGUGGCCACAGCUGUUUUAUACAACAUUUUAAAAGAACAAUGCGAUGAAAUGCCAGCUGACGAAAAUGCCGUAGAUAAUGACUUACUUCUGGAAAUUGAUAUGAACCCUGUAAGGCAAACAGGCAAUUUAGUCAGAGGACAAUUAAUUGACUUGGUAUUUACAUAAAAACAAUGUUAUAGUGGUAACUAUUGGUUAGUAAUAUAACGUAUGUAUAUUAUUUGUAAAUUUUUUGUAUUAUUCAUAAGAUUUAUUUAUGUAUAGUUAAUUUAAAAUUAUAUAUAUAUUAUUCAAGUAUAAUAAAUAAAUUAUUAUUAUAAAGUUUUGAAAAUGAAAAUAAAUAUUAUGUAAAAAAAAUCAACUUAUAUUAUUAUA